This is a messenger RNA of Protopolystoma xenopodis, 420 nucleotides long. The record is from the annotation of a GenBank genome assembly. NCBI's taxonomy places the organism in Eukaryota, Metazoa, Platyhelminthes, Monogenea, Polystomatidea, Polystomatidae.
AUGCAGCCCCAUCCGGCACAGUCAGCCAAUUCAUUCUCAAUUUACACACACCCCUUUGCUCACACUUACGCUGCCGCUGUUGCAGCCCAAGUUGCAGGGCAAUUGCCCCCGCAAACGGGCCCUGCGGCCUACUAUGCUCCCAGCCACCUACCUACACAAUUGCAACUUCAGCAGGCAUCUCAGGCUGCUGCCGUCGCCGCUUCCACAGCCUUGGGAGUUGGUCAACCGUCAGUACCGUCUGGUGUUCAGCAACUUCCUCUGCAAACUGUUCAAAUUCCACACACACAACCUCAGCAAUCACAGCAGACGCAAUCGAAUCUGUCUGUGGCCUCAUCUGCCCCUUCUGCUGUUGCUUUAGUUCCUCAGACGCAGCUCCAGUCUGCCGCAUCUCCAUCAACUCAGGCUAGUGGGCACAUCUAG